Messenger RNA from Candidula unifasciata, 2574 nucleotides. The record is from the annotation of a GenBank genome assembly. NCBI's taxonomy places the organism in Eukaryota, Metazoa, Mollusca, Gastropoda, Stylommatophora, Geomitridae.
AUGAUGGAAUCAUCUUCAAGAUUAUGGUUCAUCCUACAGUACAUCUACAUCUAUGUCCUCAUGGCUUCAAGUGGCGCGUCAGGACAAUCAUCAGAAUGUGACUCCUUGAAGACUGUGUUUCCGCAAUGUUCGUGCAGCAAAAACCUGGACAGAGUAGGAGCCAUGCUGAGCACAUCUGUUGACUGCUCUUCACGGGGUCUGAAUACAAUCCCCAGCUCCACUACAAGAUUUUAUAUUCAUGAGCUAAAACUUAAUAACAACAGCAUAGUCAGUUUGGGAGAAAGUAUUCUCAGUAACUUUGAUAUCACAAAACUGGAUUUAAGUAACAAUCCAAUUGGCUCAGUUCAUGACCAUGCUUUUGGAUAUUUGGGUAGCCAUCUUAAAAUAUUGAUUCUGAGCGGAAACAACUCUUCACAACCUCCCAAAAAUGCAUUUCAACACCUAACACUGCUAGAAGAGUUGACAUUACAAAAUUAUAAUGUUACUCUAUUGACUCAGUCAUCUGCAUAUUUUCUGUCUUUGGGAAAACUGACACAGCUCACACUGGACAACUGGAAACUGGAGUCCAUUGAUCCAGGUUCUGUUCAGUUACCCAGUUCGACUCGUCUACAGAGUUUGACUUUAUUAAACCAAGUCAUGGUGUCAUUGCCAGUGGAUGAAUUACAUUUACCUGAGCUCCAGUAUUUAAAGAGACUGCAUAUUAGUCACACAAAUAUUCAUGAAAUACCCCCCGGAAGUUUAAGCAGCCUGAACAGUUUGACAGAACUAGAUCUAAGUGACAACAAAAUUACUUCCCUUGACGCUGACUGCUUCACUGGGGUCGGUGACACCUUGGCCAGGCUUUUCCUGUCAAACAACCAGCUAACAAGCAUUAGUUUGCUUCCUGGGCUAGCAGAUCUAACAGACCUCCAAGAACUGGACCUGUCAUUCAACCAGAUAAUCAGUAUUCCAGAUCUGUCAAGGAUUCACACCACCAAGCCUCUAGCUUUAAAUCUCAGCCAUAACGGCAUCAAUGUUGUGCCAGAGAGUGCUUUUGUAGGCAUUGCAGACAAACUAAAGACCAUCGACUUGUCAUAUAAUAGAAUAUCUACACUUCAAGCAAAUUUUGGAAGCUUCACCCAAAUUGAAAGUCUCUUUUUGUCAUAUCAGUCGGCCAACAGCCCUCUAGUGCUACCAUCAUCACUUGGACAAACAGCAGGGACUCUCAAACAACUUUUUGUUGGUGGACAGAAGAUCAGUGAGCCAGACUUAUGGUCCGUAGUUAGACAGCUGUAUAUGCUUGAAGUACUCAACUUAACCUCUGCUCAGUUGACAAGCAUCCCAAAUUUAUCGCUGAGUAAAUUGACACACCUGAAAAUACUUGACCUUUCAAAUAACAGGGUGCAGAAUAUAACACAGGACACACUUGUUGGACCCCGUAACUCUUUAAAGUUUCUGAUUCUCACAGGGAAUUCAAUUUCUACAUUAUCCUCAUGUGUGUUGUAUCAGUAUACAAGCUAUCCAAUUUCCCUGUUUUUGGGCGAGGAUCGUCUUAUCUGUGACUGCUCUGUUGAAUGGCUGUGGAGUAGAAUAAGGAAUGGUAGUAUUACUCAUCUUCCAGGACAAGAAGCAGUAUGCAGAGAUAACCAACCCCUUGCCAACAAAAGUAUGGAUAGCUUCUGCACAUCACCAUCCACAGAACCCCAGUGUAUUGAAUAUUACAAUGCCCCUGACCUAAAACUCACAAUCUCUGUUGAGAAAAUGAGACCAGAUACCAUUCAAGUAUCAUGGCAGUUGUCAGAAACAAGUGAUCUCAAGCAGUUUAUAAUUCAAGUAUCAGACUCACGCAGUCCAUCACCUGUUUGGGAGAGUUCAGUUCCUGCAUCAUUAACUUCCCAAACUGUGAGCAAAUUGGUGGGAAACACAAAUUAUCAAGUCUGCGUUGAAGCUUACUUUAAUAAGACUCACCCCCUUUCUAACUGUACCCACAUAUUCAUUCCUGGAAACAGCACAGUUAGUCCUGAACAGCAAUUCAUUCCUGGAAACAGCACAGUUAGUCCUGAACAGCAGACAGGUUUGAGCCCAACGGAAAUAGGAAUCAUUGUUGGAGUUAUUGUUGGAGUGGUGAUUUUGCUGGCUCUGAUUGGGGCAAUUGUCUAUUUGUUAGUUUUUCGCAGAUGCAGUAAGAAAAAGAUGCCAGAUGGUGUACCGGCUCCACCCAGAAACUUCUCCAAAUCAGAGCUUCCAUCAAUGAAUGAAGAAACAAGAACCUUUGCAAAACCAAAGAGAAGCAGAGAAACAAAUGGCCCAGAGACUAGAGAGGCCAUGCAAGUUGUUGCUAUCAGUGAUGGCCAGACAGGCCAUGGCAGAGUGGGUAGAGCUAAUUUGUUGAAUUCUGAUGGCAGUUUCAAGAAAACAAGAACCAGCAACUCGUCAUCUUCAUCAGGCCAGGUAGCUUAUGAAAAUGAUCAUGGCCCAUUGCCUCCGACACCAAACAGACAGCACUCGAUGCCUCCACAUGUUGGUUACUACAAUAAAGGUUUUAAAGAUGACAGUUAUGAUGAAAUUGUCCCAAAAAGAGAAAGUGUUAUAUAA